AUGCAAAUCCGUGUGCAGUUGGUGGGCAUUCCUAAUCUCCUCUCGUUCCUUCGCCGCCCGAUUCGUCUCCCACCACGAAACCACUGUCCUCGAACCGCCGCUGAUUCUCCCAGGCAAUCCUCAACAGGUCCUGAAUUUCCUCCCGGCGCCGGACGAAAUCCGGAGGAAGCUCCGGGUUCUCGACUCGUCUCACGACCUGAUUCUGUGCGGGACGGAGGAGAAGGUGAGGAAUUCCGAAAUGGGGAGAACGUUCGUCGUCUGCAAUCCCUUCACGAAGCAGUGGGUCGCCCUCCCUCUGGCCCCCGAGAGGAAAACCAGGUACGAACGAUCGAUUGUCAGAUUAGUCUUCGGACCCGGGAAGUUUUGUACGAAUUUGAACCAAGGAUUCAUGGUAGUUUGUAUGUAUGUGGACGGGAUUGA
Molecule: messenger RNA, 420 nt
Organism: Linum tenue
Lineage: Eukaryota; Viridiplantae; Streptophyta; Magnoliopsida; Malpighiales; Linaceae
Source: the annotation of a GenBank genome assembly